Durio zibethinus is the source of this 1612-nucleotide messenger RNA. Its product is annotated as putative serine/threonine-protein kinase PBL3. Gene Ontology annotation, molecular function: ATP binding; protein kinase activity. Gene Ontology annotation, biological process: protein phosphorylation. NCBI's taxonomy places the organism in Eukaryota, Viridiplantae, Streptophyta, Magnoliopsida, Malvales, Malvaceae. The record is from RefSeq and is a predicted model, not a curated record.
GCUUUUCUUUUGAAGGCAAGAGAGAGAGAGAGAGAGUGUCUCAUGGGCAAUUGCUUCCAAACUCGUUCGAAAGUGGACAGCUCGUUGAGCUUCCAGCCAACUUCAGGAGCUGCAAAUCUUCCGAAUAGAGAUCAUCCUUCUGCUUCUUCAAGUCUGAUUAAAGCUGAUAGUGAAAAAAGUGUAUCUGGAAAUCGCUCAGCUGCUAGAACUGAAAGUGAUAUAUUGUCAUCCCCCCAUCUAAAAGCAUUCACAUUUACUGAGCUAAAAAAUGCUACUAGAAACUUUCGUUCAGAUUAUCUCAUUGGGGAAGGUGGGUUUGGAUAUGUUUACAAGGGAUGGAUGGAUGAGCAAACCCUUGUACCUGCAAGGCCUGGAUGUGGAAUGGUUGUUGCCGUGAAGAAGCUGAAACCUCAAGGCUUUCAGGGUCAUAAGGAGUGGCUGAGUGAAGUUAAUUACCUGGGUCAGCUUCAUCAUCCAAAUCUGGUCAAACUUAUUGGAUAUUGCUUGGAAGAUGAAAGUAGGCUUUUGGUCUACGAGUAUCUAUCUAAAGGCAGUUUGGAGAAUCAUCUUUUCAGAAGGGGUGCUCGACCACUUUCGUGGGCAAUAAGGAUCAGAGUUGCUAUAGAUGCUGCUAGAGGCCUUUCUUUCUUACAUGACUCUCAACCACCAGUUAUAUACCGAGAUUUUAAGGCAUCAAAUAUCCUACUAGAUUCGGAGUUCAAUGCAAAACUUUCAGACUUUGGCUUGGCAAAAGCUGGCCCUACUGGUGAUCAUUCUCAUGUUUCUACUCAAGUCCUGGGUACUCAAGGAUAUGCUGCCCCUGAAUAUAUUGCUACAGGUCGGCUAACUGCAAGGUGUGAUGUGUAUAGCUUUGGGGUUGUGUUAGUGGAACUGCUUUCAGGACGCCGUGCUGUUGAUGAAACAAAAAUUGGUGUAGAAGAGAAUCUAGUGGAGUGGGCAAGACCCUUUUUGGGUGAUAGGCGCAAGUUAUUCCGAAUUAUGGAUACCAAGUUAGAGGGUCAAUACCCCCAGAGAGCAGCUUAUACUAUUGCCCUACUUGCAUUACAGUGUAUCAGUGAAGCCAAGAGCCGACCACGAAUGACUGAGGUUUUAUCUGCCCUAGAACAGCUUCCUACCUUCCCUUCCCUUGCUUCCCCAAGAGACGUUCGUUGUUCUUCCCACUCACAGGCACAAGCAGUAGCUAGUCCUAUACCAAAGUCUCCAUUCAGAAAAAGUUACCCUACCUCACCUGCUAAUAUGCCACACAGAGGCUCAUUACUGUCGUUUGAAAUGAAAUAUCCGAGGCAUGCGAAAUCCCCACGGGGACGAAAGUCAUUUGAAAUGAAAGCUCCUGGCAGUGUUAAACCCUCACAGGAACAGCGGCAAUUCGAAAUGAUAUCUCCCCUCCAUGUGAAAUCCCCUCAGGAACAACCGUCAUCUGAAACGAGAACCCCUCACCAUGUGAAAUCACCACCAUCUGGAAUGAAAUCCCCUUGCCAUGAGGAAUCUCCAAAGGGAUGAUGAGCCUGCUCCAGUUUUCCUUUCAUCUUCUCACUGUAUAAUCCGCUUUCUCCUUUCUUCUCUCUUUGGAUGGUAGUUUGUUGAUGUAAAA